Nicotiana attenuata is the source of this 2110-nucleotide messenger RNA. Its product is annotated as B3 domain-containing protein REM5-like. The transcript is spliced from 8 exons. The record is from RefSeq and is a predicted model, not a curated record. The coding region runs from base 198 to 1505 and encodes 435 amino acids. NCBI's taxonomy places the organism in Eukaryota, Viridiplantae, Streptophyta, Magnoliopsida, Solanales, Solanaceae. Gene Ontology annotation, molecular function: DNA binding.
GUAUUUGUUGUGGUAACCACAAAAUAAAAUUCUCAUUUCUCUUCAAUUUUACUUUGGGAUGCUGGAAAAUUUCGUCUUUUCUGCCAAAUAAAAUUGCAUCCCCUGAACUGAAUUGAAGCUUCAGUCUUUCAAUUAUAUCAAUCACAAAGUAGAAAAAAGAUACUUUAUCUAUAGAACUGCAAUUUUUACUGCUGGCUAUGAAAGAGAAAGUCCGUCCAGUGAAACCUCACUUUUUCAAGCCAAUUCAGCCAGGUUUCAAGCAGGCUCUGAAAAUUCCUACUGGUUUCUUGAAGUAUCUGAAAGGAUAUGACCAUAUUGAACAUGCAAUACUUAGAAGGGGUAGUAAGCAGUGGCGGGUGAAGGUGAACGGUUGUCAAUUCGAAGCGGGUUGGGCUGAUUUUGCACAACAACAUGAUUUGCAGUUAGGAGAUCUGUUGAUUUUCAGACAUGAAGGAAACAUGGUGUUUGAGGUUAUCAUAUUUGAUUCAAGUCAUUGUGACAGAGAAUAUGAAGAGUAUCUGCUACAAGAAGAAGAUAUUGUUGAAGAGGCUUGCAAGAAAUUUAAAUUCAAAGAUGGAUUUCCCCAUGCAGAAGCUGCUACUCACAACCCUUUUGGUCAAUCUCAUUUUGAAUGCACUGUUAGAUCCUAUUACCUUAGAAAAGGUUACAUGCGUGUUCCGUCACGAUUUGCAUCGAAAAAUGGUCUCACCUACAAGAAAUGUGAUUUGAUUAUUAGAGAUGAAAGACAAAGGUCAUGGAAUUUAAAGCUAUAUACCUCCUGCCAUCACGUCUAUAUUGGGGGCAGAUGGGCUAAAUUCCGUGCUGAAAAUGACUUAAAGGUGGGGGAUCGAAUCAUGUUUGAGGUUGUUACUAAUGGAGAAAGACCAAUUUGGAAAUUUCAUGUCAAACCAAACCCAAGCAUCAAGUCAUCAAGCAAGGCAUUUCCCUAUGCUGAAGCUGCUGCUCACAAGCCUUUUGGUCACUCUCAUUUAGAUUCAGGGCACUGUAACAGAAAAUAUGCAGAGUAUCUGCAAGAUAAAGAGGAAGAAGAAGAAGAAGCUGCCGGCGAUGCUGUUGAAGGGACUUCCAAGAAAUUUGAAUUAAAAGACGAACCAAACGCCAGCGUCAAGUCAUCAAGCAAGGCAUUUCCCCAUGUAGAAGCUGCUAUUCACAAGCCUUUUGGUCAUUUUGUAUGCACCAUUCGACCCUAUUGCCUUACGUAUAGUUACUUGAUCCUUCCCACACAAUUUGCACUCACAAACGGUCUCAUCAACAAAAAAUAUGAUUUGAUUAUAAGAGAUGAGUGGCAAAGGUCGUGGAAUUUAAUGGUACGUCCUUUUGGUACUAGCGUGUGCAUUAGAGGUGGAUGGAGUAAAUUCCGUGAUACACAUUGCUUAAAGGAGGGAGAUCAAAUAAUGUUUGAGGUGGUUACUGAUGGAACAAAACCAGUAUGGAAAUUUCAUGGCAAAAUUUCUGGAGAAUGCAAGAAUCAAUCAAGGGGUUGACUGAACAAUUAAGUUUAUUGGUGACAGAAAAGAAAUGAAACACUGAAGCAAUUGAACGGAAUAUAUUUCUCUUUCUCGGUUAGUUCAAUAUACAGCUCACAACCUCAACAAAGCAUGUCACGUUUUGUUCCAGAACACACGAUGUAAGGAAGUAGCUAAUGGCUCAUCGGAGGUUUCUAACUCUGAGUACGGUGUUUCAGGUGUAGCAGGAAAAGAGGUUGUAUGGUGUUUUGGGUGCUAUUUCUUGGCCGUUGGAACAAGAAGCCUGGGCGGAUGCAGCAUAGAAAUGUCGGGUUCAACUAAACUUGGUAUUUUCGACGGAGAACAUAAAUUUAUGUGUAAAAAUCAACCAAAACUGCAAAAAAUAGUAUAUAUGAACCCAUAACUUUAACAGUACAACGAGUUCAAUCCUAGGAACAUUGGAGGUUGAACCCAUAGAAUUCAAAUCUUAAAUCCGCCUCUGAACAAGGGUGUGAUAUGUUCAUGUAUUGUGACCAGCUUGAGAAUUUCUCAUGGAUUGCUAACAUCCUUCAACCUUUUCUGCUUCAUAUUCUUGCACCCAAAGGAUUGAUCUAGCGGUUAAUAAAAUGGGUGAAAACUUCGGA